CUGCAACUCUGCCAAUCUUGGACUCUCUAUAAAAAUAGCUCUUUCCCUUGCCCCAGGAUGCUCUCUUGUUGUCAGUUGUUGCAAACCCAUUUAUCCAGAGAUGCUGGUUCUGUCUUGAGUAAGAGCUGGCCCCUGCAACUUUGCCAGUGUUCAACUCCCUAUAAAAAGAGCUCUUUCUACCUUUUGUUAGAAGUGAGUACAAGGUCAUUGUCUGGGGAAUCUUGUUCUGCUUUGAGCAAUUCACAACCACUACAUGUCUCACCAACGAUCUAGAAGAGGAACCCUAUCAGAAACUUGCGAAUCUUACAACUGCAUGGUCUUCGGAGCAAUCUCCCCCAUGCUUAUGGAACAUAUGAAACAGAAGGCAGUUGCAUGGUCCCACCAACUUUAGAGGUGCAGCCAGAGGCCAUAGAGUCCGCUUUGCCAGAGUUCAAGCACUCUACUGUGCUAAGUGUUCCACCCGAAGCGAAAGUCAUUCAAUACCAUCUCUGUACCACUCAUGCAUUCCAGAGCUCCAUUGCUCUCUGCCUCCAGUACCGAAAGCCAACAUGGCAGUGACGGAGGCCCAAUAAUGCACUAUACAUCUGCAAGUGCAAGCAAUGCUGUAUUCCUUGGACACCAAAGUGGCCAGAUUUUGCCCACAAGUGAAAAUGCAUCUGCAGCUGAGCUAGGCUUGGAAUACUACAUCAAUAGAGCAAUUGAGCAUGAUCUGAAAAGGUCACUCUGCCCAGUUGUCCAUUUCACCAUUGAUGUCAGGGCCACUGGGCCAAACACAGGCUAUAUGUUUAUCAUGGCACACUGGGCUGCAGACUGUGAUGGAGUUCUGCACAGGUGCCGGGCAAUGAUGGCUAUGUGUGAGGUUGAGCAGAGUAACUUGACUGAAAUCCUGUCCCACAAACUAAGAGAGGUGAAGGACAAAUGGCUCCGUCCCCUGCAGCUGGAGGUGGGGUAUGUGACUACAGCCACAAAGGGAGUGGAAAUGGUAGUGGCAGGUGCUUGUCUCGGAUGCAUUUUUUCCCCCACCCACUACAUAUACCUGCUGUUGAAAGGAGUGAUGGAAAAGGUGAAAAAUGAAGACGUCCACAUAGGACAGCUUUUCCAAGCCCUAUGCAAAAUCAGCAUUCAUUUUGAGCAAUCCCCAGGGGCUCACGACCGCCUACUAGAAAUGCAGUUGCUGUGUGGUCUCCCCCAGGAACUUCUAAAAGAGAAGAUGCCAACGCCAUCAAAUAACCUCUUUCUCUUGAUGCACUUUCUACUUGCCCGGCAGAAUGCAUUCAGUGCUUAUCUGAUGGAGAACCCUGAACUCAACCUGACGUGUCAGCAAUGGAGGCUGCUGCACCAUCUAACCUGCCUCCUGAAGCCAUGUGAAGAUACCAUCACUACAAUCAGGAGGGAACAUGCUAACCUAGGCCAAGUCCUUCAUGAGCUCUGGUUGCUUGAGAGCACGAUAAAAGGAUGCUUCCAGCAGCUGCAGGAAGAGGCCGAUGCUGCUGCUGCUGCUGCUGUUACUCUCUUUGCAACUGAGCUGCUGCAAUCUCUGGAAGGCCAUAGUAUUCUAGCUGUGGUAAGAGAAAACAUUCUGUACCAGACAGCAACCUUGCUUCAUCCAUACUUCAGGGACCACAUCUGCAAAUAUCUGAAGGGAGAUGUGCAUCUGCAAAGAUGGCAAUUGAAAAAGCAGUUGACACAACAGAUUGAGAAGGAAUACUUGAACUUCUCUAGUGCUUACGCAACUUCCUCUCUGACUGAGGUGGCAAGUCAAGAACUGGAAUCCUACCUGCAGGACAACAUAGACCUUGCUCUCUCACAUAUGGAUCCCUUGGUCUACUGGAACACAAGGAAGCACAUGUGGCCAUUUCUUUCUACAGUGGCAUUCCAGUAUUUCUCCUGCCCUCCUGCCCCUGUCUUUUUGGAUGAAGUACUUGCUAUUGAAGAAUGUAUUAUAUCUGGAAGAUUUCAGGAGAGCAUUGCAGUCAACACUAUGAACAGAGACUGGAUUUCUGAAGGAAUCAGGGUCUCCAAUACUAGCACAGACACUGGAAGCCAACCCAUGGCCUGAGGAGAAAAAGAUGCCACCCUUCUUUGCAGAAGUUGAUGUCUGGUAACCAUUCACAAAGUGUUGGGUUCAUGGAAGAACAUGACCCAAUACGACACUGGCAUUAUUGAGACUUUGCAACACAUAAUGCUAAAAACUUUGGCCAUCUUGCAUUGCUGCAUCUUCUAAAAAAUUCUUUGCAUGAAACAGAAUUGGGUUAUUGUAUUAAGAUUCAUGCCACACCCCCUUUUGAAGAUGUAAGGGUGAUUGACAGAUGAAAAACUUGUGCUGUGUUUAAUCAACUGUUUGGAAUGGAUAUGGUCUACUUUAAUAAAGGUUACUGCAAUAUUAA
Hemicordylus capensis (graceful crag lizard) is the source of this 2387-nucleotide messenger RNA. Its product is annotated as zinc finger BED domain-containing protein 4-like. Lineage: Eukaryota; Metazoa; Chordata; Lepidosauria; Squamata; Cordylidae. The record is from RefSeq and is a predicted model, not a curated record. The transcript has 3 exons. The coding region runs from base 500 to 2059 and encodes 519 amino acids.